Molecule: messenger RNA, 874 nt
Organism: Juglans microcarpa x Juglans regia
Lineage: Eukaryota; Viridiplantae; Streptophyta; Magnoliopsida; Fagales; Juglandaceae
Exons: 2
Coding region: 50-808 (252 amino acids)
Source: RefSeq, a predicted model, not a curated record
GUUCAUCUUCUUUUAGGUCAUUGAAUUCAGAACAGUACGUCUCGCAGAAAUGGCGUGUAAAAUAAUAAACUCCUCAAACCCUCCAGUCGUUUGCAGAUUUAGUUCAUCAAUAAAACCAAAGGUUGGAUCAAAAACUACCACCUUGUCUUCCUCUUCCAACAGCCAAGAACAAAGAGAAGUUGUUUCCAGCACCGCAGCCACCAAAACCCAAGUCCUGAAAAGUAAUGCCUAUGGUGUUAAGUUCAAGACUCUUGGAGCAUGCAAGCUUGGCAUUUCAAGAUAUCCUGAUUUUGAAUACGAUGCUGAAGGUGGAAUAGGGACUGGGUCUGGUUCAAAGGUCCUUGAUAGUGAUCCGUUGAAUAAUGAAAUUUCAGUUUCGUUUGACAUCAAAACACUGUAUAUACCACCAUUGACAGGUGCAACGACUAGGUUCUUGGGAUUACCAUUACCACCAUUUCUGAAGAUUGAUAUUGUCCCAGAACUCUUUCAAGGGAGCAUUUACCCAGAAUCUGGCAAGCUAUUGUUCAUGCAGGUUGAUCUUGAAUUCAUGGCCAAAUUCUGGUUUUCUGUUGGGAGUAUUUAUAGAGCUCCUCCACUACUGGUGAAGACAGUUUUGACAUCUGAGGAGUCAAAUGGAACCAUCAGAACUGGAAGAGGAAAGAGAUUGGAUAAAGAAGGGAAUUGCAGAUUAGUUGGGGUGGCAACUGUUCAUCCCAUUGAUGAUUUCCUAAUGAACACCUUCCUUGGACUUCCUACUGAAUGUCUUGCUAAUCUUAAUGCUGUAAUCUCCCUUUCUAAUUCUUCUUAAGAUUUCAAAACAACAGCUUUUACCAUUGCCAAAAGCAUACUAAAUAAGAGAUGAGGCAUAGUUAAU